Ophidiomyces ophidiicola is the source of this 2397-nucleotide messenger RNA. It is a transcript of the gene CDC27, whose product is annotated as anaphase-promoting complex subunit cdc27. The coding region runs from base 1 to 2397 and encodes 798 amino acids. Gene Ontology annotation, molecular function: protein binding. The record is from RefSeq and is a predicted model, not a curated record. Gene Ontology annotation, biological process: cell division. The transcript is spliced from 4 exons. Lineage: Eukaryota; Fungi; Ascomycota; Eurotiomycetes; Onygenales; Onygenaceae.
AUGCCGCCCUCGUCGCCCCAUAUCUCUAGUCAAUUACGACAGCUAGUUUACUACCACCUCGAUAAUAACCUUAUUCGAAAUGCCAUCUUCGUUGCAGGCCGACUUCAUGCCUUCGAACCAAGAUCCUCGGAAGCUGCUUACCUACUGUCUCUAUGCCACCUUUUAGGCGGGCAAUCUAAAGCGGCGUGGGAGAUUAGCAGAAAUUCUGGCUCCCGAGGCACACAUCUCGGUUGCUCUUAUGUAUAUGCACAAGCCUGCCUCGACCUUGGGAGAUAUAUGGAAGGAAUUACGGCCUUAGAGCGAAGUAGACCGCACUGGAUUUUAAGGAAUAAUUGGAAUAAGCACAGUGAAAGUCGUCGCCAAAACUUGCCUGAUGCCGCGGCUGUCCUAUCUCUUCAAGGUCGACUCUGGAAAGCUCAUAAGGAUGUCCACAAAGCCGUGGAUUGUUACGUUGAAGCGUUAAAACUAAAUCCUUUUCUUUGGGAUGCAUUUCUCGGCCUCUGCGAAACGGGCGCGAACGUUCGAGUCCCUAAUAUUUACAAGAUGUCUCCAGAAAUGUUGGCCAUUCUUACAACGUCUCCCUCCGCUGAUAACCUUUCGUCUUUUGAAAAGGGAACAAUGGCAAGUGGCCCUUUACAAGUACAACCGAAUUCCAAUAUCAAUGCGGAUCCUUUUUUUGCCUUGAGUUCUAGAGAAGGAGCUGGCGGGGGGUCUAGUAGCUCAGCGCUUUGGGAAAAACUCAAUGGCAAUUCCAUGAACGUAAUCUCUGUGGGAUCGACACUUAUUGAAGGCCUAGAGACACCUGUUCCUCAAAGUGACUCUGAUGACGUUAGGACGAAUGAGAGUAGGCGAGUUGGGUCAGAGCCGUUUGGAGAACCGCCACUUGCACCCGCCCGUAAGCCACGGUCAAUGCAAGUGUUGGGACUAGAAUACGACCUCGACCCUCCCCCCAAAAUGAAGUCAACAGUUACAAGGGCGAAAACUCGUUCCCGAGUCGAGGCGGAGGAAGGGGUUUCGAGAGAUGCUCCAGCCCCUCUUAUCAUGGACCGCAAGCGAACAGUAUCUGGUCACAUAGCUCCUAGCUCAUCUUCACAAUCCACCGAGCCUGGGUGCCCACAAAGGAGAAGUGUGCGACUAUUCAAUCAAAUCCGUCCUGCUGCUGCCAAGAUUUCUGUCUCAGCAAGCGCUCUAAGUUCUAAAGAUAGUCGAGAUAUAAAGAAGAUCAAGUCCACUGGUAUCAGAACGCGAAGUGCUUCUGGCACGAGUACGACGAGAACAGUCAGUGGCAGUCGAAAAGCCGUUACAGAACCGAUGGAGAUUGACAAGAAAGAGGCUCAUAAUGGUAAUUCGGUGAAGAACACGGCUCCAGAUAGAUCAAAAGAGGUAGAGGCUCUUGGCUGGACCCUGGAUCUUUUUUCGAAACUUGCUGGGGGAUACAGUGCACUGUCCAGCUAUCGCUGUCAAGAAUCCAUUCAAAUUUUCAAUUCAUUGCCCCAAACUCAAAGAGAAACCCCAUGGACCCUAACACAGAUUGGUCGUGCUUAUUAUGAGCAAGCUCAGUACGCUGAAGCUGAGAAAUACUUUCUCAGAGUCAGAACAAUUGCGCCACACUCCUUAGAAAGCAUGGAGGUCUACUCUACGGUGCUCUGGCACCUGAAAAAUGCGGUUGAACUGGCAUAUUUAGCCCAUGAAUUAAUGGAGAUUGAUCGGCUUUCUCCGCAGGCAUGGUGCGCUAUAGGCAACUCCUUUUCUCUGGAAGGAGAUCAUGACCAGGCUCUGAAAUGUUUCCGUCGCGCAACCCAGGUAGAUCCUAGGUUCUCUUAUGCAUUUACUCUGCAAGGGCACGAAUUCUUGUCAAAUGAAGAGCAUGAUAAAGCAAUGGAUGCAUAUCGUCAUGCGAUCGGUGCUAGUAGCCGGCAUUAUAAUGCUUGGUACGGAAUGGGAAAGGUAUAUGAGAAAAUGGGCAAGUUUCAAUAUGCCGAACAGCACUAUCAGAUGGCCUCGAAAAUUAACCCGACUAAUGUUGUCUUAAUAUGCUGUAUUGGUUUAAUUCUGGAGCGGAUUGGAGACCAAAAAGGGGCUUUAUUGCAAUAUUCCCGCGCCUGCUCACUUUCGCCGCAAUCCGUCGUUCCACGGUUACGCAAGGCUCGAGCCCUUUUGAAACUACAUGACCUUAAAGCCGCCCAUGGCGAACUUCGAGUACUGAAAGACCUUGCGCCAGAUGAACCCAACGUGCACUAUCUUCUAGGGAAAUUUUACAAAAUGAUGCAUGAUAAGGGCAAUGCGAUUAAGCAUUUUACAACAGCACUCAACCUAGAUCCAAAGGCUGCCCAUUUCGUCAAAGAUGCGAUGGAGUCUUUGGAAAACCCUGACGACUUCGAUGAAGACAUGAGCUAG